Messenger RNA from Penaeus monodon (black tiger shrimp), 1233 nucleotides. Its product is annotated as nose resistant to fluoxetine protein 6-like. Lineage: Eukaryota; Metazoa; Arthropoda; Malacostraca; Decapoda; Penaeidae. The record is from RefSeq and is a predicted model, not a curated record. Gene Ontology annotation, molecular function: acyltransferase activity, transferring groups other than amino-acyl groups.
GUCAGGCUUGGCUCUAUUUUCUAAGUCUGGUAUCCAUUGCCAUUCCAACUGCCGUGACCUAUGUCUAUGACCUUCCCCCGACAGCGGUGAUGUAUGACCCGAACUGGUAUGACCUUUUCUCCAAACUCUACGUGACCCCUUGGUGCCGCGCGGGCCCCUGGCUCGUGGGCGUGUGGCUCGGCUACGUGUUCCAUAAGCAAGGGCAGAGGGAGGUUGUGCUCAGGAAGUGGCAGGUCGUGGCCGGCUGGACGACGUCGACGGUCGUGGCGCUCCUGCUGGUGCUGGGGAUGUGGAGCUACAACGUGGUGCCCCUGAAGGCGCACUACGACGUCGUGACGCAGCUGACGUACGCGGGGCUCAGCCGGCCCGCCUGGGGCGCCGUGCUGGCCUGGGUCGUCUACGCCUGCCACUUCGGCUACGGAGGUCCUGUCGACGGCUUCCUAUCCCAUCCCUCGUGGCAGCCCAUCAGCAGGGUCACCUACUCCACGUACCUGGUGGCGAUGCAGAUCCAGUACCUCAUGACCUAUGCGUCCAAGGCGCCCUUCUACUUCACGCCCCUCAAUGUGCUGAUGCAGACGACGGCGGCGCUGGUGAUCUCGGGCAUGGUGGGCGUGAUGCUGUCCCUGACGGCGGAGGCGCCCGUCAUCGGCCUCGAGAAGCUCCUUCUGCGGCGUCCAGGGCGCGGCGGCGGCGGGCGCGGCCCCGAGGCCCCCGGGCACGACAACAAGGCCUUCGAGGGGGACAUGGAGGAGCUCCCCCGAGGGGCAGCUCCUGAGGGCGGCCCCGGCACCCACGACGGCGACGUCGCAGGACAGGAGACCGUCACCAAGUUCUGAAUCUUUUGAGGUCUCCGAUCAAGGGAGACCCAUCUGUCUCGCACCUAGAAACAACUCAAGGCAGUGUUGCCAGCCUUUGUCGGUCGCGACCCCAGAUACAGUCUUGACCUGAACUAGCGACCCUAAAGGUGUAGGAACAAAUCCAACCAUUUUCAUAUUUGUUUUACCUGCAGAUGAUUAUGAACGGACGUCAUUCUCUCUAUAUAGAUUUACAUUACUAACACAAUGAAUGUUAAUAAACCUGAAACGGGAAAGAAAACUGGUGUUAAAAGAACACCAACUCUUACUUGCAGCUGUAGAUUUUUUCAUUUUUACUUUUCUUAAGAUCUUCAGAAAAGCGCUUGUGGCUAAAAAUAAGUUUAUGGAAGGAUAUGCAUAUUAAAGCCAUUGGCAAGGA